CUGCGUGAGUGGUACUUACAGUACUGCAGCCUCAGGAGAGGUGCUUCUGGAGCUCGGAGUGGUGCCGGAGCUGGUGCUAGUGCUUCCCCUCCUAGGCGGGAGCUCCCCUCUCCCCAGCAGCUCCGAGAGUGGUACGCUAGGCGCUGCAGUCUCCGGAGUGGCGCUCCCGGUGUCGUGGACUCUGGAGCUUCUGGAGUUACUGGAGGUGCUGCUGCUGCUGGCGGUGCGGCUGGCGCUGCUGGAGGUGCUGCUGGUGCUGCUGGAGCUGCUGGAGGUACUGCUGCUGCUGGAGGUGCUGCUGGCGCUGCUGGAGGUACUACUGGUUCUGGUGCUGCUGGAGCUGCUGGAGGUGCUGCUGCUGCUGGCGGUGCAGCUGGCGCUGCUGGAGGUGCUGCUGGUGCUGCUGGCGCUGCUGGAGGUGCUACUGGUGCUGGAGCUACUGGAGCUGCUGGUGGUACUGCUGCUGCUAGCGGUGCUGCUGGCGCUGCUGGAGGUGCUGCUGGUACUGGUGCUGCUGGAGCUGCUGGAGGUGCUGCUGCUGCUGGUGGUGCUGCUGGCACUGCUGGAGGUGCUGCUGGUACUGGAGCUGCUGGGGACCCUGCUGCUGCUGGCGGUGCUGCUGGAGCUGCUGGGACUGGCCCUGCUGAGGGGGUUGGAGCUGGAGGUGCUGAGCGGCCACGGCCGUACUACGUUCCGCUCCUUCAGCAGGUUCUUGGCCUUCCGCCCUCUCCUGGUCCUACUCCUCCCCUACUGAGUCCACCGCUUGUCCAGUCGCAGUCACAGUUACAGCCAGUCUCUCCACUUCCUGGUCCUUCUCCCUACACUGCGCCGACGGGAGGUCUUACGGAGCGUCGUGAGCCUGAGUCUCGUCCUCCGUCGCCUGAGACUCGUCCAGAGUCGUCUGAGUCGCGUCCAGAGUCGCCUGUCCGCGCUGUCCGCGCUGGUCGUCGUGUUCCACGUCAGCGUCCUCCUCCUGUCCUUGGCACUCACUAUAUGACCCUGCGUCCCUCUACUGCUCCACAGCGUGUCCCACUGCCGUCUCCACCAGCGUCCUCUCUUCCUGCUCUUGCUGACCCGGAGUCUGACUCUCUUCGUGCUGCCAGUCCUACUGUCACGCGUCUCCUUGCCACUGCUAUCACUGACCCUUCCUUUGAGUCCUCUGCUGCGUCUGCUCUAGUCGCUGAGCUUGUUGACUUUGCUGCUGCCUGUCGUCUAGACUACGCCGCUAGCCUUGUUGCUGAGUCUGAGUCUGUCUGUCCUCCGUCUGUCGGGGGUGAGUGUGCUCUUGGCACGGACGUCCUUGAGGACAGACAGGAGGAGUUUGAGUGCUUUGCCGCUGCUUUGCCUCAUCUCGUGUCCAUGCUAGUUGCCCCUGAGGGAGACCCGGAUGCACCAGACAUCCCGACCCCACGCUCCUACGCAGAGGCGAUGGAGGGUCCCUACUCCUCUCAGUGGCAGACAGCCAUGGACGCAGAGAUGGCUUCCUGGAAGUCCACAGGCACCUACGUCGACGAGGUUCCCCCACCUGGGGUGAACAUCGUCAGUGGCAUGUGGAUUUUCAGGGUGAAGCGGCCGCCGGGUUCUCCGCCUGUCUUCAAGGCGCGUUACGUUGCACGAGGCUUCAGUCAGCGAGAGGGAGUUGACUUCUUCCAGACCUUCUCCCCGACCCCGAAGAUGACCACUCUUCGGGUUCUGCUGCACGUCGCUGCUCAGCGUGACUACGAACUCCACUCUCUUGACUUCAGCACUGCGUUCUUACAGGGCAGCCUGCACGAGGAGAUCUGGCUGCGCCGCCCACCUGGCUUCACUGGGCCGUUCCCUCCUGGUACCCAGUGGAGCCUCCGGCGGCCAGUCUACGGUCUACGCCAGGCACCCCGUGAGUGGCACGACACACUGAGGACUACUCUUGCUGCUCUUGGGUUUGCUCCUUCUACUGCUGACCCGUCGCUGUUUCUACGCACCGACACCACUCUGCCGCCGUUCUACGUUCUUGUUUACGUAGACGACUUGGUCUUUGCUACUGCUGACACUGAGGCACUCGCCCACGUGAAGUCGGAGCUGCAGAAGAGACACACGUGCACAGACCUGGGUGAGCUGACAAGCUAUCUUGGCUUGCGGAUCACCCGGGACAGAGCACAGCGCACCAUCACCUGGACUCAUUGUGAGGCUGAGAUCUACGCCACAGCCAUGGCUGCACAGGAGUUACGCUGGCUCACCUACCUGCUGACCGACCUGGGAGAGCGGCCUCGUUCUCCUCCAGUGCUGUACGUUGACAACAAGGCCGCCAUUGCCUUGUGUGAGGAGCACAGACUGGAGCACAGGACGAAGCACAUCGCUCUGCGCUACUUCCUUGCUCGAGAGCUGCAGCAGCGUGGUCAGCUUCGUCUGCGUUACGUGGCCACUCGGGCCAACACUGCUGAUGUGUUCACCAAGGCGCUUCAGCCUUGUGACCAUCAGCGUUUCUGUACUGUUCUAGGCCUUGUGCCUACUCUCCCUCACUUGCUCACUUCUUGA
Messenger RNA from Closterium sp. Naga37s-1, 2514 nucleotides. NCBI's taxonomy places the organism in Eukaryota, Viridiplantae, Streptophyta, Zygnematophyceae, Desmidiales, Closteriaceae. The record is from the annotation of a GenBank genome assembly.